Microplitis demolitor is the source of this 3177-nucleotide messenger RNA. It is a transcript of the gene ZnT86D, whose product is annotated as zinc transporter 7. Gene Ontology annotation, cellular component: Golgi apparatus; membrane. The coding region runs from base 203 to 1390 and encodes 395 amino acids. Gene Ontology annotation, molecular function: zinc ion transmembrane transporter activity. The transcript has 2 exons. The record is from RefSeq and is a predicted model, not a curated record. Gene Ontology annotation, biological process: zinc ion transport; transmembrane transport; intracellular zinc ion homeostasis. NCBI's taxonomy places the organism in Eukaryota, Metazoa, Arthropoda, Insecta, Hymenoptera, Braconidae.
GUCUAUUCCCUUCACCCUUCACCUUUGGAUUCAAGCCAUGGCUGUAACCCGUGUGUUUCUACAGCCGGGAGUAGUUAAAUUUAUUUGAGUAACAAUAAUAUAUUAAAUAUGAAAUUUAUCAGUGAUUAAAUUUUAAAACAUUUAUAGUUAUUGAUUUUCUAUUAAAUUUUUAUUAAUACAAGAUUAUAAAUUAAUUAGCAAGAUGCUUCCAUUAUCGCACAAAGACAGCAGAAGUAUAAGUAGUAAAAUACUUGAAAAAAUAUAUGGCUGGAAAAGACUCAUCUUCUCGGAUCCCGACACAAGGAAUUUAUUUUUAUUUUUACUACUCAAUUUUUCAUUUGCAAUCGUCGAAUUAUUAUACGGAAUGUGGACCAACAGUUUGGGACUGAUAUCUGAUGGUUUUCAUAUGUUCUUCGACUGUACCGCUUUAGUAACAGGACUGGUAGCAUCAGUGGUAACUAAAUGGCGAGCAAAUGAACGUUACUCUUUCGGUUACGUCCGUGCCGAAGUGCUGGCAGGUUUCGUCAACGGAUUAGGAAUAUUAGUUCUCGCAUACUGCAUAAUGUCUGCGGCAUUUGAACGUUUGUUUGAACCACCGGAAGUAAAACACGAAAAAUUAUUCGUAGUUUCAGUAUUGGGUUUGCUAGUAAAUCUAGUGGGAGUUUAUGCAUUCCAACAUGGACACAGUCACGGUGGACAUGGUCAUAGUCACGGUGGUGGACAUGGUCAUAGUCACGGUGGUGGACAUGGUCACAGCCAUGGUAACCAUGCUGCCAACAGUGGACCUGUUGCUACUAGUCCUGGUGUUGGUGUCGGCGUUAACAUGGAACUAGGACAUGGUCAUGAACAUGCAGCUCAUGGUUAUGAUCCACAUUCGCAUAAUCAUAAUCACAGUCAUAAUCAUGAUCAUCAGGAAAUAGAAAUAGAUACGACAUUAGCAACAGGAAAUUCACAGAUUAUGAAAGGAGUAUUUUUACAUAUACUUGCUGAUACACUUGGAUCUGUUGGUGUCAUUGUAUCAGCAAUAUUGAUACAAAUGUUUGGAUGGAUGAUUGCUGAUCCAAUUUGCUCGAUGUUUAUUGCAGUUAUGAUAACAGUAAGUGUGCUGCCGUUAUUGCAAGAAUCAACCACCAUUCUUAUGCAAAGACAGCCACCAGCGUUGGAUCAUUUACUUCUAGGUUGUUACAAUAAAGUAACACAAUUGGCGGGUGUUUACAGUGUACAGGAGCCUCAUUUUUGGACACUUUGCUCGAACGUUUAUGUUGGUACACUUAAAUUAGAAGUUUCUAAGACAGUUGAUCCGAAAUACGUUGUUGCGCAUACGGAAAUGAUAUUUCAUGCGGCUGGUGUAAGACAUCUUACUGUACAGCUGGACUACACGUCUAUGUGAUGAUCGUAUGUUAGUGAUAUUUAUGAUAAUGAUAAUAAUAUUGAUUAUGAUUAUGAUAAUAUUUAUAAAUUAAAUAAACAAUGGCCAAAUUGUUGUAAAGUAUCGUCAAUAAACCGUAUGAAUAGUUGUGGUGCUUGUCAAAAAGAAUUGCAAUAUCGUGCAUUGAUAAAUAAUGUUAUUGGUCUUAUUAAAUUUAUUGGCAAUUAUGUUGUCACUAGAAAAAAUUAUUAUAAAUUUCAUCUUGAAAUUGUUUGAUUAAUUUCAUUUCUAUAUGUUAUUAUUAAGGCCAGGAUUUUUGCUUUAAUUUAAUAAUAACAAUUAAUAAUUAAUGGUGUCAAAUUUUUAAUAUUCCGGCAAAAAUAUUGAUCGCUUAAAAAAAUUUUUCUAGCAAAAGUUGUAGGAAAUUAAAUUUUAUGAAAAGUCUCUUAUAAUUUUGUCUUAGGACUAAUAAAAAAAUCCAUAAUUUUGAAAUUAAGAUUUUCAUAAUUAUCAAAAAUUUGAAUCUUUCAUUAUGAAUCUUACCUUUGAAAUUACGGUGAAAAUAUUGGUCGUAUAAAAAAAUCUGAAGACACAUUUUUUUUUAAAAAUCAAAUUUUCUACAACUUUUGUUUAAAAACUUUUCUGAUAAGACCAAUAUUUUCGCCGUAAUAUCAAACACUUAAACCAUUAAUUUCGAAAUCAAGGCAAAAAUUUUGUCCCUAAUUAUUAUUAUGUUGGAUAAAAUGAGGAUAAAUUUAUAGUAAAUAACUUAUUGGUAAAGGUUCAAAUAAUUGAUAAGUUAAAAAUGAUAUUUUUCUUAAAUUGCCUGUAAAAAAAUUUGAUGAAUUUUUUUGAGACAUUGAAAUAUCCAUAGAAAUGCGGAACUUAAGAAAAAUUUUAUCUACAAUGAAUUAUUUUUCUUUGUCAGUUUAUUGAUACGAAAAAAAAAAAUUGUCUUACAAUUAGUAGCUGGAAAUAAGAAAAAUUUUACGGUACAUAAAUUAUGUAUGUGUAAUUUUUGUCAUUAUUUUUUUUUAUGUAAAAAAAAUUUAAUUAAUUGUCAAAUAGUCGAUAUUUCGAUGAAAAAAUUUUAAUGAAAUUUGAAGAUUCGUAAGACUAUUUUUUUUUUUUUUUAAUUUUAUUAAAUCUAAAUAAAUAUGAAAUGUCGAAUAAGUUAUUUAUAUCAAUAUAUUUUUCCUUAUUACUAAGUAAAUAUAUUUGAAGAUGAAUAUAAAUAAUAAUACUAAUGGUGUUAAUGUUAAACACGCAUGUGUUAAAGGUAACAAUAAGUGAAAGAUGAAAAAAAACAUUGAAAUGUAUAAUUUGUACAUAGAAUUAAUCAGUCGUAAUUGACUUGAAGGCUAUAAGAAAAUAAAAAUUUUUAUCUUAUUCAUAUUGUCAGAUUUAAGUAGUGGCAUCAAGGAGAACGUGGCAAUGAUACAUUUAUAAUAAGUAAUUAAAAAUAAAUAAAAAUAUUGCAACAUGGAAUGUAUAUUGGAAAAUUAGAUAUAUAUAUAUUAUUGGAUUAAUUUAAUAAAUGUAACUACUGCCAAAUUCUUAUAGUUAUUCAAUAAAUAUGACAAUUGUAUUAAUUUUUAAAUUUAUGUAUAAUACAAUAAGAUUAGAUAUUAAUUUACUUUUAUGUAAAUUCUUAUUUUAAAAAUGAAUGUUUAAAAAAAAUUCAAAUUUUUAGCUUAUAAUUUUUAUUAUUUUUUUAUUUUUGAAGACAGCUAUCAUUUAUAUAAAUAUAUAUGUAUUUAUAUAGAUAUAUAUAAUUAGUAACUAUAAAAUUUAAAAUAAGUUGAUUA